Molecule: messenger RNA, 678 nt
Organism: Prorocentrum cordatum
Lineage: Eukaryota; Dinophyceae; Prorocentrales; Prorocentraceae
Source: the annotation of a GenBank genome assembly
GCUCGACGUCCGCCCACUGUGGGGGUCGACAGCCAGGUGGUCCGAGCUCGGCGGCGCGCCGAGGGGGGAAGCCGGCCCCCUGCUGCCUUUGCCACUCGGCGCGCCGCCGACGAGCUGCUGUCAGCAAUGGCCGCUCUCCGCCUAAUCGUAGCGAUCGCGGCCGUCCCUGCCUCAUGCGGGGCGGCGCUGCUGCACGGAGACUCGCAGGCGCCCGACCUUGUGGCCACCAGGGAGCAGCUGCUGAAGUCCCAGGUCUUCCAGGAGAAGGUCAGCCAGGCGUGCGGGGGCGCCGCGGAGCGCGGCAAGCAAGCAUGUGUCUCGCAGGCCGCGGAGGGGCUGUUCUGCCAGCUGUUAGCGCGGCAGCGGCCAGAGCUCGCAAAGCAGGAACUGGCUGCAGCGGCAGCGCGUUCCAUGCGAAGGCCCCGUCGCUGGUCCAGCUCCAGGCGAGCAGGGGCCCGGAGGACGACCUCGCCCAGGAGAUGACGCACGACCUGGAGAUGAACUUCAACAAGAUCGCCCCGUUCGGCAAGGAGGACACCGCCAAGGAGCUCCAGGACCACGCUGCGAAGACGCAGGACACCCUGGUCGACGCCGUCGAGAACGCGGAGGUCGCGGAGAUCAAGCGAGCCGUGUUCCGGGCUCUGACGCGCCUUCGGGCGGCGACGAUCAAGGAGUUCG